This is a messenger RNA of Echinops telfairi (small Madagascar hedgehog), 1595 nucleotides long. RefSeq names its product N-acetylglucosamine-1-phosphate transferase subunit gamma (gene GNPTG). The transcript is spliced from 10 exons. Bases 1 to 924 code for a protein of 307 amino acids. Gene Ontology annotation, cellular component: Golgi apparatus. The record is from RefSeq and is a predicted model, not a curated record. NCBI's taxonomy places the organism in Eukaryota, Metazoa, Chordata, Mammalia, Afrosoricida, Tenrecidae.
AUGGCGGCGAGGACGGUGCGCUUCCUGCUGCUCCUCGGGCUCGCCGCGCGCGGGCCGAAGCCCGCGCGGGGCGCCAAGAUGAAGGUGGUGGAGGAGCCCAACACGUUCGGGCUUAACAACCCCUUCCUGCCCCAGACCCAUCGCCUCCAGCCCAAGAGGGACCCCUCGCCUGUGUCUGGACCCAACCACCUGCUCAGACUCUCCGGCAAGUGCUUCAGCCUCGUAGAGUCCACGUACAAGUAUGAGUUCUGCCCCUUCCACAAUGUUACUCAGCACGAGCAGACCUUCCGCUGGAACGCCUACAGCGGGAUCCUGGGCAUCUGGCAUGAGUGGGAAAUUGCCAACUACACCUUCGUGGGUAUGUGGAUGCGGGAUGGUGACUCCUGCGGCCCCAAGAGCCGGCAGACCAAGGUGGAGCUCACAUGCGGGAAAAACCACCGGCUGGCCCAGGUGUCAGAGCCCAGUACCUGUGUGUACUCACUGACAUUUGAGACGCCGCUGGUCUGCCACCCCCACGCCAUGCUAGUGUACCCAGUGCUGCCUGAGGGCCUGCAGCAGAGGUGGGACCAGGUGGAGCAGGAGCUGGCUGAUGAGCUUAUCACCCCCCAGGGCCAUGCAAAGCAGCUGCGGAGGCUCUUUGAGGAGGCUGGCUACUUGAGGGCACCACAGAACCGUGACCCCACUCUGCAGGAAGGGGUCUCACAGGGCCUGGUGUUUGAUAAUCUGGAGAGCUGCAGUCAGGCGCACAAGGAACUGGCUCAAGAGGUGAAGCGGCUUCGAGAGCUGCUGGCCCGACCUGACAGCACCCAGACUACAGAGACUACACGGGGCCUGCCCACUCAUCCCCCUCCCACUGGGACCACUACGUACAGUCUCCCAACACAGCUGCGUGGUGACCCAGGACGACGCAGUGACAAACUGUGACCCAGCCCAGGGACUACAGCAUUUGAGGGUCCACACACUACAGCCAGCUCCCGAGAGCCAACCCCUGGCUGCCCCAGGAACUCAGACUGAACAAAGGUUCCAGGUUUUAAUGACCCCGAUAAAAGUAACUCCAGGGUGCAUGUAAACUGUCACAUAAAUGCUAGAGUGUAAAACAUUUACACAAGGGUUCACAAUGGUCAACUGCAUCGUAAAUGCUACCUCCACGGUGAAGAAUCCCUUCAAAUAGCAUUCCCAUCUAAAUACUUGAAUGCAGACCAGAGCCCUGGGGGCCUCCAGCACCAGGCAGGCACUUUGUGGCUCCUAGACCUACAGCCCUGCUGCAGCCUGGGGACACAGGAGGACUGCCCAAGCAGUAGGGACUUGAGUGUCCCUCGAGGACUGUGACUAAUGGUGCCCUGGAGACUGCCUAGGCCAUCUUGGUCACCAGAGUGGGAACUCGAGGCCCCACCAUUGGAAUGUCAGCCCAGCUGCAGACAGAACUGCCUGGAGUAGCUUAUACACAGACUUGAAACUCACUGGUUCCUCACGAUCCCCGAACUGGACCUCUAGCUACAGAUGCUCCUUGCCGGCCUGGCCUCCCAGAGAUGCCGCUGGCCAUAGCCGGGCCAGAAGCAUCAAUGCGAGUACAAAUAAAGGACUUCAAACAGUGA